Molecule: messenger RNA, 924 nt
Organism: Drosophila hydei
Lineage: Eukaryota; Metazoa; Arthropoda; Insecta; Diptera; Drosophilidae
Product: serine protease 1-like
Exons: 2
Coding region: 21-860 (279 amino acids)
Biological process (GO): proteolysis
Molecular function (GO): serine-type endopeptidase activity
Source: RefSeq, a predicted model, not a curated record
UAGUCUUCAUUGAAGUCAACAUGAAGGUACUUGUUGUAUUCGCUCUGGCCUUGGCCUACGCCUCGGGAUCGGCACUGCGUGCUCCCUUUGAAGUGAACGUGGAGCCUGAGUUCCGCAAUGUCUACAUGCCCGUUGUGGACGGACCUGAUGGUCGCAUCACCAAUGGACACGACGCCAGCGCUGAUCAGUUCCCCUAUCAGGCUGGUCUUUCUCUGAAAAUUGGCAAGUCCUCCGCCUGGUGCGGUGGCUCCGUGAUCGGACACGAAUGGAUCCUGACUGCCGCUCACUGCACCGAUGGUGUCGAUUCUGUCGAUGUUCAUUUGGGCAGCACCGUCCGCUCGAGCCCCAAGGUUAAGCACAGCGUCAGCAAGGACCACAUCAUCAUCCAUGCCGGCUGGAACUCCAAGACUCUCGCGAACGACAUUUCCCUCAUUCGCAUUCCAUACACCGACUUCAGCGACGCCAUCCGUGCCGUUGAGCUGCCCCGUCUGGAGUCCCACUACUCCACUUAUGUUAACGAUGAGGUCGUUGCCUCCGGCUGGGGCCGCACCUCCGACUCCUCCAGCUCUGUUGCCGCUCAUUUGCAGUACGCCGACAUGAGAAUCAUCUCGAACGACGCUUGCAGGAAGACCUAUGGUCUGACCAUCCGUUCCUCCAACAUCUGUGUGUCCACCCCAGCCUCCGUUUCCACCUGCAACGGUGACUCUGGCGGCCCAUUGGUGCUCAAGGACAGCAAGGAGCAAAUCGGUCUGACCUCCUUCGGCUCUUCUGCCGGUUGCGAGAAGGAGCUGCCAGCUGCCUUCACCCGUGUCACCAGCUACUUGGACUGGAUCAAGGACCACACUGGCAUCUCUCGUUAAGUUGAAAAAUUGGAAAAAUGUGAUCGCAUUUUUUUUUUAUCAAAUUAAAGAAUAUGAAAAAAAA